AUGGACAAAUCACCAUGCGACUAUAUCCAAUUGCGCAACGUCCAGCUCCCAGUGCCCAUCUAUCUCCGAACAAACGCCUGGAAACAAACCAACAAACCGCAACCAGCCAGCUUUUCCGUGCGCAUCUCAUACCCCGCCUCCCUCAUCGCCCUGGCCGCAGACAGCGAUACAGUCGGCAGCACCCUCAACUACGGCACCCUCUACCGAUCUAUCGAAUCUGCAAUAAUAUCCAGCAAUAGAGAGGCCGUGGUAGACGAGAACGCAGAGGACCCAACGAAACGACCUUCCUACAGCAAGGAUAUAGUCGACAUUACCCGAACAAUCAGCGAUGCUGCAUAUAAAGUGCUAUGGGCAGAGAUCGGCCCCAUAGGACGCGACAAGGAUGACCCUAUCUUUAAGGAUAGCUGGUUCGUGGAGAAGAAAGAAGAGAUAACGGUUGAUCUUCAUCUCCCCAAGGCCAUAUUACGGGCGGAACGUGGAUUACAUUGUUCACUUGUCACGAGGGAAAGACGGUUUAAAGAACAUGUGUCUAUGGACUACGACUUGACUGUUAGAGUCGAAGGGAUACGAUGUGCUUGUAUCGUCGGGGUGAAUGCCUAUGAGCGGAAGGACAAGCAAAUCGUCGAGCUUGCGUUGACCUUUCGGGAUGGAUCUGGCAAGGGAGAUUGGCUAUCUCGUAUGAUACCGAAACAGUAUCAGGCGAUGGUCUCGGCGGUGGCAGAGAGCAUUGACACAACUUCAUACGAAACGGUGGAAGCGCUGGCUACACAUGCGGCCAAGGUUGUGAUCACCCAGUUUGAGAUAGAGGAGGUGACGGUCAGAGUCGAGAAGCCCAGCGCCAUGGCCUUUGUAGCGUAUUCCGGCCUGGAGAUAACACGCACAGCUAGCUUCUUCGGCGUCUCCCAUCCGCCGCUGUGA
Messenger RNA from Arthroderma uncinatum, 918 nucleotides. RefSeq lists its product as uncharacterized. The transcript has 2 exons. Gene Ontology annotation, cellular component: cytoplasm. Gene Ontology annotation, molecular function: dihydroneopterin aldolase activity. Gene Ontology annotation, biological process: folic acid-containing compound metabolic process. NCBI's taxonomy places the organism in Eukaryota, Fungi, Ascomycota, Eurotiomycetes, Onygenales, Arthrodermataceae. The record is from RefSeq and is a predicted model, not a curated record. The coding region runs from base 1 to 918 and encodes 305 amino acids.